UCCUUCCUUCAAACUCUCGACUCACUUCAAGGAAAUUGUUACUGUUCGCACAGACUGCUGGCCCGCCUUUCUAAAAUGAUCAGUGCACACGCUGUUGGCACUGAUCAUCCUCGACAGUAUACGAUUUGCUUUAAAGAGGCAAUGAAGGACAUACUUGUACUGCUGGUUCUGCUCAAUGCUCAAACUCUUAAGGUCUGCUCUCAGCCCUAUCAGGCAGACCCAGUUGGAAACUGUCUAAACUCAACGACAGAGUACCUGUUGGAAGGUUCAAACCUGUGCUGCAAGAAAUGCCCCCCUGGACAGCGAAUGACACAAAAAUGCUCUGAGACUACGGAGACUGUGUGUGAACAAUGCUCAACAGGCCAGUCCAUGGAGAGCUGGAACUACGCUUCCAACUGCUUCCCCUGUAUCAAAUGCAGAAAGGUCAAAGGUCUGCAGGAUGCUCAGAGCUGCUCCUCUACUGCAAUGUCAAAGUGCGUUUGCCAACCCGGGAUGUAUUGCAUCAUGGAAUUUAGUGACCCGUUCUGCAUGGAAUGUAGAAAGUACACGCAAUGCCAACUCGGUUCUGGAGUGUAUGUGCCAGGGACAGUCAACGCAGAUGUGAAGUGUAAACGGUGCCUGAGUGAGACGUUCUCUGACACAGUCUCCUCCACGGACCCCUGUCUGCCCCACACUAACUGUCAUGGGAGGGUGGUUGUCAGAAAUGGCAACGCUACCUCGGACACCAUAUGUGGCCCUGAGGCUUUUAUAUCCACAUUGUUGCCUCAAACCUUCACACAAGGGCCUCACACUGAGCUUGUGUUCACGACUACAAGCACAGUGAUGAGUACAGUCUCAGUAACCUCAGACUCCACAGCUCCACGUAAACCGACAGACACCACAUUGUCUAUCAGCCCGUCUUUUUCAGAGGCAGUGUUCAACUCUUCGACAAAAACCCCACCACCAAGCCCAGUGCCUGACAAUACACUGGCUGCAGUCAUUGCCGGUGUCAUUGGGUUAUCACUUUUUUUCAGUGUUUUCAUUCUGCUGUUCCUUUGUAAAGCAAUCCGGAAGAAAGACGGAUUAAGAUUUAAUUCUAAAGUCGAUGCCAAUGGAAAUUUUGAGAGUGGUGAUAAAAUCAAUCAGGAUUAUUUGGGGGAAACCCAGCUGAAUUAUAUUACAGUAGCCUCACCAGAACAACAGUGUCUGCUGCAAAGAAGAGAAGAAGCCUGCAGUGACCACAGUCAGUCCAGUAGCAACACUGAAACUUUGACCCCAACAGGCGGUUCCAGCAGCCAAGAGUCCAUCGGCCCUUUGCAAUCCACCGUAGCUCUUCACAAUCCACACUCUGCCCUGUCGGGGCCCAUGACUUUACUUUCCAAUACAGAGACUGUCACCCCGCAGCCCAGCGUCGCCACACAGUCCUCCUCUCAACCCACCAGCCCACAGGUCAUCAGCCCUGUGACCACCAGCCCACACGUCAACGUCAACAUCACUUUCCACAUUGAAAACAGGUCUUGUGGGACACCGUCUGUCAUGCCCACAGACGCGAUGCAAGUUGACUCUGAAGUCCCGUUUGGAGAGGAAGAGGAGUCAUUUAACAUCCCGCAUCAAGAAGCUGGCAAACAAUCACUGAUGUCAGUGCAGGAGAGUGAAAGUUGCAGUGCAUGAAGAGUCACCUGCGUGAAAGACUGAUUCAAUUCAAUUCAAUUCAGUUUAUUUUGUAUAGCCCAAAAUCACAAAUUACAAAUUUGCCUCAGAGGGCUUUACAAUCUGUACACAUACGACAUCCCUGUCUCAGGACCUCACAUCGGAUCAGGAAAAACUCCCCCAAAAAAUUGAAAAAACCCUUUCACAGGGAAAAAAGGGAAGAAACCUUCAGGAGAGCAACAGAGGAGGAUCCCUCUCCCUGGAGGGACAGAAGCAAUAUAUGUCAUGUGUACAGAAUGAACAGUGUUACAGAGUUACAAUUUAUGAAUAAUGAGUAGUAGGCAUGGACCACGCUCCAGAUUUCCACAAUCCAUGUAAACAGAAGGAGGAAGAGAGGAGGGGCAUUAGCAGGGCCAUGGCAGGAGGCAGGGCCGCGGAGGCAGGAGGCCGGGCCUUAAAUCGAGUCUUAAAUCUACUCUUAAAUGUGGUAAGUGUAUCUGGCCCCCGGAAGCUGGAAGCUGGUUCCAUAAAAGAGGAGCUUGAUAACUGAAGGCUCUGGUUCCCAUUCUACUUUUUAGGACUCUAUGAACCACAAGUAGCCCCGCAUUUAGUGAGCGCAGCUCUCUAGUGGGACAAUAUGGUACUACGAGCUCCUUAAGAUAUGAUGGUGCAUCAAUAAUCAAGGCUUUGUAGGUGAGGAGAAUUUUAAAUGUACUUUUUUAUUUUACAGGGAGCCAGUGCAGAGCAGCUAAUACAGGAGUAAUGUGAUCUCUUUUAUUAGUUUUUGUGAGUACACAAGCUGCAGCAUUCUGGAUCAACUGGAGGGAUUUAAGAGACUUAUUAGAGCAGCCUGAUAAUAAGGAGUUGCAGUAAUCUAGUCUAGAAGUAACAAACGUGUGAACCAGUUUUUCUGCAUCUUUUUGGAACAAGAUGUGCCUGAUUUUUUAGAUUUGCUUCACGUGAGAGUUAAAGGACAAGUCCUGGUCAAAGAUAACGCAGAGACUCUGUACUGUGGUGUUGGAGGCCAGGGCAAUGCCAUCUACAGAAACUCUAUCAUUAGAUAAUUGAUUUCUGAGGUGUUCUGGGUCUAGUAAAAUAACUUCAGUUAUGUUUAACAUCAGGAAGUUGCAUGUCAUACAUGUUUUUAUGUCUUUAAGACACACUUGUAGUUUACAUUUUCAUUUGUUUAUUUCUUUCUGUCAUGAUCCAACAUUGAAAACAAUCUGACAACAAGAUGCACACAAGGCAACCAUACAACCUUAAACCUUAAUUCUGUUUCCAAGUCAUAGCCAUCAACUUUCACUGUGUGUUUAUAUAUGUAUAUACAGUAAAUAAAGAUGUGAAUAUUGUCUUUCCUUAAGUGAUGUACUGCAAAUACAAGUAGUAGUCAUCAUAAGGUAACUUACAUGUCUACAAGAGAAUACAAUUUCAGCCCGUCCCCCAACUUAUUCCAUAUUAGAAUGUAUCCCAUAAUGGUUGUACAAUUUAGAGUAUUCAAACAGUGUAAUCAGCAUGUUUAUAUUGUAGCUGGUCAAUAUUAAACUAAUAUGAACUGCGUUAA
Molecule: messenger RNA, 3190 nt
Organism: Cyclopterus lumpus (lumpfish)
Lineage: Eukaryota; Metazoa; Chordata; Actinopteri; Perciformes; Cyclopteridae
Gene: tnfrsf1b
Product: tumor necrosis factor receptor superfamily, member 1B
Exons: 9
Coding region: 76-1650 (524 amino acids)
Biological process (GO): positive regulation of canonical NF-kappaB signal transduction; positive regulation of angiogenesis; response to type II interferon
Cellular component (GO): external side of plasma membrane; CD40 receptor complex
Molecular function (GO): antigen binding; protein binding
Source: RefSeq, a predicted model, not a curated record